Dicentrarchus labrax (European seabass) is the source of this 2013-nucleotide messenger RNA. RefSeq lists its product as uncharacterized. The record is from RefSeq and is a predicted model, not a curated record. Lineage: Eukaryota; Metazoa; Chordata; Actinopteri; Moronidae. The transcript has 5 exons. Bases 25 to 666 code for a protein of 213 amino acids.
CGUCUCUUGUCCUCCAACUACAGCAUGAAGGAGGACAUGCAGAAGACAGUGGAAGAUACUGUUAAGACAAAGACCUUAACCAUUCUUCAGAAGGAGAGAGCUCAGCACAGCGAGCGGUUGGUGCAGAUCGAGUUCCUGCUCAAUUAUAACACGCUCAUCCAGAAGGAGACUGAUGCCAUACGAGCUGGAGAGAGUGAUCUUUGCAUUAAGAGGGACAAUGUGAAGGAAGAAUUGAGAAAGACUGGGCUGGAGAUAUCUACCCACAAGAAGGAGAUGAAGAAGCAGAAGAGGAAGUGCCAGAAGCUGGAGGUGAAGCUAAAAGACCAUAACAUCACCCACAAGCACAUGCUGGCCAAAGAAAUGGAACUCAGAAAGGCCCUGGUCUCAGUGUCGGAGGAGUGCCGUCAAAAAUCAGAAGAGGCCCGUCAGCUGGGGCCCGAGCUACAGGGGGAGAGGAGCAGGAGGGGGAAGCUGGAGGCCAUCGUGUCGGAAGCAGUCAUCAUUCUCAAACACAUCAUGGAGGAGGACGCAGAGGAAGGGCCCGACACAGAGUGGAAGACGGAGAGACUGCUGCAUAUCCUGGAGAGUACCGCCCCCCAGGGAACAGGCUCCGCUUUGGACGAGAAACCACAGAAACCCAAAAUCAGCCAGGAACCUCUGCAGUAAGAAGACAUCCGGCUCUGUGAAUCCAUCUCCUCCUGAUGUGAUUAAAACAAAGAAAAUCUUAAAGUGUUCACCAAAAAAUGUGCCACCACAGAAAAGCUCAAGUACAAAUGUGGUCUACAGACUUUGCAGUCUAUAUUACAAUGUGCAGCAUAUAGAAGAUUUAUAUAUUCUGUAUAUAACCAUGUGAAAUCCAAGUAAGUGGCUGCCUUCUUGUAAUUUAACAAAAAUGUUACUGAUGAAAAAAGACGGCAAUGACAGCUAGCUAACCUACUGUAGCCUCACAUUGGCGAACAACAAUAGCAUAUCACUGACAUUCUGAAUGUAAGUGUACUGCUAUAAACCUCCAGCGUGGUGGAAAGUAACUGAAUACAUUUACUCAAGUACUCAGUGGUACUGUUUGAUACAGUGUAGAGACAGCAGCUCCCUCCCUCCCCCAUACUGACCUCUGCUGUCCGCCAGUAGAGUCCUCAGCGUGUUCCCGCCCCCACCUGCAUGUCAUUACCUCAUCCACGGGCUAGCAAGUUUUCAAACUGGGUUCCGGGGACCAACAGGGGCCCUUGAGUAGGCUGAGGAAACUCACAGGUGUAUUACUGAGGGCUGCAUUCCACUUAGCGGAGGUCUUGUUAUUGUGCAUGCUGGUUCAAGUCCACCUGUGUUUUCCUGUAUAAAAUGUCUGCUGUGCAACCGGUUCAUAUAGAAUUUUGAACUUUUAUCACAUUUUGUGAAAGUUGGAACACAGGAAGAACUAGGGUUGGCCGCUGUGAUUAAUCGUCAUUUGUAGUGAGUUUGAUCAUUGAUUGACUAUGAAGACUUUAUCUUCAGACCUUAAAAUUAAAAAAUACUCAGAGGGGAUCAGGACAAAAUACUCUCAAAUUGGGGAUCCUUGGUCUCAUUUUCAUCUUCUGUGGAGGUCCUUGAAGUGAAAGUUCGGGAAACUCUGGUCCGUGUGCAUCAAAUCAUUGGAGGUCAGCCUUUGUUCUUUAGCUCAUGACAUAUGAUGCAGCAGCAGAAUACAAAUUAUAUAAAGUACAGUUAUCAAAAUUAGCCCCAUCUUUACCAGGUGCAACAUUAAAGUGAGACAUUACACAUGAAUGCAUUAUUACCCACUAAUGUAGCCUAAUCCUUCUGAAAUCAGCCAUUCUGCACAAUGAGUUCAUUUUAAGUAUAUUUUGAUUCAGAUACUUCUGUACGUUUGCCUACUUUCAGCCUCUCAUUAACAUAUUACAUUUACACCUCCAAAAACCAUUUCACACUGAAUGCUAGAGCACUGACGCAGGUUAAACACUCAGGUGAAAAAGGUUUAAAAGGUCAAUCAAUGUGUAAAAAUAGCCUACACUACAAUGUGUG